This is a messenger RNA of Acanthaster planci (crown-of-thorns starfish), 423 nucleotides long. RefSeq names its product ring finger protein 11 (gene rnf11). Gene Ontology annotation, biological process: ubiquitin-dependent protein catabolic process. Gene Ontology annotation, molecular function: ubiquitin protein ligase activity. The record is from RefSeq and is a predicted model, not a curated record. Gene Ontology annotation, cellular component: ubiquitin ligase complex. Lineage: Eukaryota; Metazoa; Echinodermata; Asteroidea; Valvatida; Acanthasteridae.
AUGGGGAAUUGUCUGACGGGGCAUGCAGCCGAUGAUCUCUCACUGCUUCACGAAGAAUCUGACCGAGUUUCCGAGAGAUUGGGACCACCGCCACCGUACCAGGAGGCAGCACCUGUUUAUCACCUCAGUCCCAACCAACGACGGACAGUCAGCCAACUCACAGAGGAAGAACAGGUGAAAAUAGCCAAGAGGAUAGGUCUUAUACAACACCUGCCAACAGGAGAAUAUGAUGGCAGCAAGAAAGCUAGGGAGUGUGUCAUUUGUAUGCUGGAUUUCCAGAUGGGUGAUCCUUUACGUUACCUACCCUGUAUGCAUACGUAUCAUGUAAAAUGCAUUGACGAUUGGUUGAUGAGAUCCUUCACUUGUCCUUCCUGUAUGGAACCUGUGGAUGCUGCUCUUCUAUCAACAUAUGAAUCACGCUAG